AUGGAAGCGCUGAGUGCCGACAUCCAUCGGACGCCAAACUGCCACACGCAAGUGUACAAGCAACGCGUCAAAAUGCAGGGCUGUCUGCCGAAAGUGGUUGUUGGGAGAUUCUGCCACGGCACCUGUACAUCCUUCUACAUCCCUCGGUUGCGGGCCCACCGAUUCAAGGCCUCCUUCCAAACGUGUGCGGCCUGUGUGCCGAAAGAUAUGGAGACGAUUACCGUAACCCUCGACUGCCCACUGAUGAACCCCCCGCAGCAGACACAGGAUAUUGUUAUGGUGAAAAAGUGCGAAUGCCGGGCAGUGAAGAUUCUGGUG
This is a messenger RNA of Mesorhabditis spiculigera, 318 nucleotides long. NCBI's taxonomy places the organism in Eukaryota, Metazoa, Nematoda, Chromadorea, Rhabditida, Rhabditidae. The record is from the annotation of a GenBank genome assembly.